Fusarium graminearum PH-1 is the source of this 546-nucleotide messenger RNA. RefSeq names its product yebR protein. The record is from RefSeq and is a predicted model, not a curated record. NCBI's taxonomy places the organism in Eukaryota, Fungi, Ascomycota, Sordariomycetes, Hypocreales, Nectriaceae. The coding region runs from base 1 to 546 and encodes 181 amino acids. Gene Ontology annotation, cellular component: cytosol. The transcript is spliced from 5 exons. Gene Ontology annotation, molecular function: protein binding; L-methionine (R)-S-oxide reductase activity.
AUGGUUCAUGCUGAUGCGUCAAACUUUGCCGAGGGCGUCACAAAGGAGGAUGCCUAUGAGCAAGUGCUCUGGCAGGCCGAAGGUCUAGUCACAGACCAACGCAAUUGGGUUUGCAAUCUUUCAAACGCUGCCUCUCUAUUAUGGCACGCAUACAAGUCCUUGGGUUCACCAAGUAAGGACGUGAACUGGGCUGGAUUCUACGUCCUUGACAAGUCAUCUAAAGACCCGCAACUUAUCCUCGGCCCAUUUCAGGGCAAGGUGGCUUGCCAGACCAUUAAGUUCGGCAAGGGCGUCUGUGGUACAGCGGCAGCAACUCAUGAGACACAACUGGUUCGAGAUGUGGAGGAGUUCCCUGGACACAUCGCCUGUGACGGAGAUAGUAAGAGUGAGAUCGUUGUGCCUAUUCUCGUUGCUCAGGACGACGGUACCAAGAAGCUGGUGGCUAUCAUUGACAUCGACUGUGCUGAACUGAAUGGCUUUGAUGAGGUCGACAAGGCACAUCUAGAACAGCUUGCGGCUCUGCUCGCCACGAGCUGUGACUGGUAG